GGGAUUGCAGAAUCACGACCAAAAGGAAAGAAAGGAAUCAAUUAGUUAAAACAGAAGCCAAGCUUGAUAUAUAUUCAACAAUUAGCUUGGAAUCCUGGUUCCGCCCUGAUUAUGGGCUCAAGGAUUCAUGCGUCUUCCCUUUCGUUUCAUUUCUUUCCCAGGAAAGAAACAGCAAUUUUGCAGGACUUUUUUACCAUAAUGCCAUAAAACGAGAAAUCCAGAGCUACCUCUCCAAUUCUUAGUUCGGCCAUUCAGCUCUAAUAGACUCAAGUUGUGGCAAUUGACCUAGGCCUUGGAAACUGUACUUUGUUCUACUUGCUUUGGUUUCCUGCGUUUCUUUUUCUUGUGUCUACAUGGCAGAUUUGGGUGAAAAUAAAGAGCCUGGGGAAGAAGCCAUCAAGGAGGCAAAACAUUAGAAAGCGAAGGACUGAUGAAGAUGAAGAGGAGGAUGAUUCAAAAUCUGGGACAUCCUUAUCAAACCAAAGAAAGGCCCCAAAGGCUGCUGGCAAGCUCUUUUUUCUAACGACCCUCCAAGAGCUCUGUGUCUGAUGACAGAGCAGUCUUUGAGUUUGAGUCUUCAAAUGAAAUCCAAGUUGAAAAUGAUAGCAGGGCAACAGCGACUAUGGAGACUGAGACUGAGUUCUCCAGAGAUGCACUGGCAGUUCGAGAAAGAGUUCUCAAGCAGGCAGAAGAGGCUUUGAAGGGAAAGGGAAAAACCACCGGCAAUGAAAAGUUGUAUAAGGUCCAUGGAUAUACUGAUUACAAGGCUGGGAUCCGAAGAGAACUAACAGUAGCCAGUGAGAAAGCAGGAGGUGCCCAUGGGCCUCUCAGGGCCUCUGCUCACAUCAGGACUUCUACGAGAUUUGAUUAUCAGCCAGACAUCUGUAAGGAUUACAAGGAGACUGGUUACUGUGGGUAUGGAGAUUCCUGCAAGUUUAUGCAUGAUCGUGGGGACUACAAAUCUGGCUGGCAGAUGGAAAAAGAGUGGGAUGAAGCAGAGAAAGCGAGGAAGAGAAAAUUAGCUAUGGGUGACGAUGAUGUGGAUGAGUCUGAGGAAGAUGAUGAUGAUGUAGAUGAUGGCUCGUUGCCCUUCGCAUGUUUCAUCUGCAGGCAACCAUUUGUUGAUCCUGUCGUAACUAAGUGCAACCAUUACUUCUGUGAGCAUUGUGCACUGAAGCAUCAUUCGAAGAACAAGAAAUGCUUUGUCUGCGACAAGCCUACUCUUGGCAUAUUCAACACAACUCACGAGAUACGAAAAAGAAUGGCUGCGGAGGGUAAAUAACCGCUAAUACUUAUUAUUUCAAAACUUUAAAGAUUUGUGGCAGGAAUGGUUCUUCCCCUCACCCCCUUUGGUUAAGUGUUGAAGAGAAAGUUCACUUUUCGUUGUAUGAUAAAAUUUGGAAAUGCAUAACAAUGGUGGCAAAGCUAGUGGAAAACUUUAUCCUCUUCUUUGCUAAUCGGAAUUAAUAGUCAGCUUUGUUUGA
Messenger RNA from Pyrus x bretschneideri (Chinese white pear), 1484 nucleotides. RefSeq names its product zinc finger CCCH domain-containing protein 1-like. Lineage: Eukaryota; Viridiplantae; Streptophyta; Magnoliopsida; Rosales; Rosaceae. The record is from RefSeq and is a predicted model, not a curated record. Gene Ontology annotation, biological process: snoRNA splicing. Gene Ontology annotation, cellular component: U2-type spliceosomal complex. Gene Ontology annotation, molecular function: metal ion binding.